UGUGCGUGUUAAUUUGUUUUUCCAUUAAGCACAUUUUAGGAGAACAACUUCUGAACAAAUACUCCAAUUUUGAUGCCUUUUCACAGCUCAUACAUACAUCAAAAACAAGAAAUCUGAAAAUUUAGCCCAUCUCCAAACAGAACCUCACCCUUUAUCAUAUCUCAAUCUCCUUCCAUAAAAAAAAUAAAAAUUAAACCCAUUGGUCAACAUUAAAAAUGAAGGAUGAUAAAGAAGAAACAUUGAUGUGGGCAUCACAUAUUUGAUCACAUUCCGAAACACAAAUGCCUUUGGCGCCUGAUCCGAGUUAUGGGCGCAGCUUCAUAUGGAUCACCGCGUGUUUCUUGUUCAUCUGCGUCCUGGCUGGAGGAGGGUGCCUUGUGGAAUACAUGGUUUUUCCCGAGUCAGAAGUUCCACCUUGGAUGCCCCUUCUAGGGUUCACGUUGAUUUGUCUACCCUGGGCUUUUUGGCUUCUCACAUUCUUGUACCGAGUUCUCUCGCGGUGUUGUGGAUGUAGAUUUGGGUUUGGAGGUGGCUGUGGCGGUGACGGUGGCCGUGAUGGUGCAAGUGCACCUAGGGAUGCAAAUGUGGAAGCAAAUAAUAAUGGUAUAAAUAGGACGUUAUCUCUUGCUUCACAUCAGAGUCAAAUGCCAUUGGCAAAGUCAAUGGCCUAGUCAGCCCUUUAUCAAAUUGAAAUUUGAUUCUACUUUUGGUGGGUUUGUUCUUUCAAUUCAAAAUUAAUUUGCUCUUGCAAUCACCCACUUCUUUUCCUAUUAUACUAGAAGCAAUAUCCCCAGUCCUCACCAAUCUUCAUGCAUGGAUAUACCCUCAUUAUGUUCAACAAUGCAAGAAUGAAUAAUAUUGAAGAUAGACGUGAUAUAUUUUCA
Glycine soja is the source of this 884-nucleotide messenger RNA. RefSeq lists its product as uncharacterized. The transcript has a single exon. Lineage: Eukaryota; Viridiplantae; Streptophyta; Magnoliopsida; Fabales; Fabaceae. The coding region runs from base 282 to 671 and encodes 129 amino acids. The record is from RefSeq and is a predicted model, not a curated record.